AAAAAACCCAAACAAAAAAGAGAAAGAAAAAAGGUUCACAGACCCAAGUACAACCCAACAACACCCCCCUCGAACGUCCGUAAUCCCACUACCACCCCCACGUCCAUUUCAUCGAUUUUUCUCCUGAAGGAUGAUGGCUUUGCGUCAUCCCUUCCCAAUCUAAAAAAUCUCGGACGCCGACCCUUCUCCUUCCCCUGCAGAACCAUUUCUUGGUGGAUCGGCCGGCAGCUCCAAAAAAAACAAAAAACAAAAAACCCCACGUAGUCUCUCGAUCUAAAAGCGCCAAUAGUCUUGGCGGAUCUCAGCUUUGGAGUCUCCGCCACCUCGGGACCGUGUUCCGCGAUUGACUUGUGAAACCAAGUAUCUCCCAACUUCUUGUCAUGAAUCAACAUCUUGAAGUUCGUGGAAGUGAAAAUGGGGAAACCAACAGUCUACGUGAAGCUUGCAAUGGGGGCUUUGCUGAAGAAACUGAAAAUAAAUUGGAUGAAGUGUCCCUAUUAAAGAAUGGAUCUUAUGCUGACCUUCCUACCGCUAAGAUUUCUGAAUUGAUGAAACUGAAGAGUUUAGAGAAUUCUUCAACUCAGUCACUUUUCACUGUUGUGAAUAAGGUCUUGGAUGGCAGCAUUGAAAGAAAGAAUGGUGAUAUACCUCAGUGCACGGCAUUUCUGUUAAAAAGAGUCAUGCAAGAGAUUGAGCAGCGGGUUUCAACUCAAGCAGAAAAUUUCAAAACGCAAAACAAUCUUUUCAAGAUUCACGAAGAGAUGUGCAAACCAAGAACAAGAGUUCUUGAAACCCUCACAUCUGGAAUCUCUGAAGAAAAUGAGGUUGUUAUGAAUCAGCUUCAGCGAAUAAAGAUUGAGAAGAUUGAAAUCGAGGAUAAGAAACAAGUGGAAGAGCAAGACAUUAUUAGACUAAUAAAAGAGAGAGAAUACAGUGAUAUCCAGAUUUCAGUACUCAACCAAGAACUAGAACUGGCCAGAAAUACAUAUGAUAGGCAGUGCUUGCAACUUGAAACACAAGCUAAAGAAAUGAAAGUUGAGUUAGAGAAGAAGUUAACGGAUCUUGAGGGCCUUCUAACCGAUUCAAGGAAUAAAGUUAAAGAACUUGAGGUGUUUUCAAAAUCUAAAACACAAAGAUGGAGAAAGAAAGAACUCAGCUACAAGAGCUUUUUAGAUUCUCAGUCUGGAGUUCUUCAGGAUCUAAGGGUGGCUUCUGAAUCCAUAAAGCGAAAAGUUUUGAAGACACAAAAGGUCUACUCUGAAGAGUUUAAUCACUUGGGGGUGAAGCUAAAAGGACUAAUUGAUGCUGCCGAGAAUUACCAUAACGUCCUGGCUGAAAAUAGGAAGCUGUACAAUGAGGUGCAGGAUUUGAAAGGCAAUAUUAGAGUGUAUUGUCGAAUAAGGCCAUUCCUUCCUGGACAAAGUCAGAAACAGACUACGAUUGAAUAUGUAGGUGAGAAUGGGGAAUUAGUUGUCGCGAAUCCAUUAAAACAGGGGAAAGAUAGCCAUCGACUGUUCAAAUUUAACAAGGUCUUUGGUCCUACCGCUACUCAAGAGGAAGUGUUUGUAGACACACAACCAUUAAUUCGAUCUGUCCUUGAUGGCUAUAGUGUAUGUAUAUUUGCCUACGGUCAGACUGGUUCAGGGAAAACUUACACAAUGACUGGCCCAAAUAUACAAUCUAUGGAGCAUUGGGGGGUUAACUAUCGAGCUCUGAAUGAUCUUUUCCUUAUCUCUCAAAGUAGGAAAAGCUUCAUUGCAUAUGAAGUUAGUGUUCAGAUGAUUGAAAUAUAUAAUGAACAAGUGCGCGAUCUACUCUCCGUUGGCACUUCUCAAAAAAGACUUGGGAUUUGGAAUACUGCUCAACCAAAUGGGUUGGCUGUUCCUGAUGCUAGCAUCCAUCCUGUUACAUCAACUGCGGAUGUCUUGGAAUUGAUGAGCAUUGGACUAAUGAAUAGGGCUGUAGGUGCAACUGCCCUAAACGAAAGAAGCAGCCGAUCCCACAGUGUCCUUACUGUUCACGUUCGUGGCGUGGAUUUGGAGACUGAUGCUGUUUUGCGCGGUAGUCUACAUUUGGUAGAUCUUGCUGGCAGCGAAAGAGUAGAUCGCUCGGAAGCAACGGGAGACAGGCUACGAGAAGCUCAACAUAUAAACAAAUCUUUAUCAGCACUAGGAGAUGUGAUAUAUGCUCUAGCACAAAAGAGCCCACAUAUCCCAUACAGAAAUAGCAAAUUAACUCAAGUUCUCCAAAGCUCUUUGGGUGGUCAAGCAAAGACUCUCAUGUUUGUACAGCUUAAUCCUGAUGUUGAGUCCUAUUCCGAAACUAUAAGCACAUUGAAGUUUGCUGAGAGGGUCUCCGGUGUUGAGUUAGGUGCUGCACGGAGCAACAAAGAGGGAAGAGGUGUGAGAGAUCUCAUGGAACAGGUGGCUUUACUGAAGGACUCAAUAACACAAAAAGAUGAAGAGAUUGGAAGGUUGCAGCUGUUGAAAACUAGUGUAAAUGGUGAGAGACGUGAUAUGAGCUCACCAAGGUAUGGGUCUUCCUCUCCCAGAAGGCAUUCAGUAGGCGUCCCACAGCCACGCCGUUCACUAUCAGGGGGGAAAAUCUCUGGGCUCAUUGAGAAAUCAGUUUCUGACAAGGACAAUAGCUCAGAAUACAGUGACAAACAUUCUGAAGCUGGUUCUCAGCAAUCAAUGGAUGACUUUAGACACCAUAAGGAUUUCUUUGCACAGUCAAGGCUUGCGGUGACAGAUGGAGGUCAAAGUAUCUCCGAAGAUAUUGAAUCAAGGCUUGGUUCAGUGGAGGGAUGUCAAAAUACUACAGAGGAUGUCGAGCUUUUGGGCUUCGGGGAUGCAGAUCUGGAGGAGAGAUUAAGUGACAUAUCGGAUGGUGAACUUUCAAUGGGUACAGAAACUGAUGGUUCGAUAAAUAGUAUUGUGGAGUUAACUCUUUUCCCGGAAACGUUAAAAGCACCAGCAGAUAGCAAAGAAAAGCGCAGCUUGCCAUCUAAACUUCCCAGACCUCCACAAAAGCCAGGGCUAAAAGGAUCUUCUCGCUUGUCAUUGCCCAGGGCCUCCACGAAAGUUUCAUCAAGUUCUAAGAAACCAAGUGCUAGCGGCUCCUCUUCGACCAAGUCCGCUAAACAACGGCAGUAAAUUAGGUGGCGAAUUCGGCAGCAAAAGACUACUUGCAAGCCUUCCCGGUCUUUAACAUUUAGCAGUCGUUUGGGCUAAUGUAUUUGGAAAACGAAACUUGCUUAUUCUUGUCUUCCAUUAAACUUAAGCGUAGCCCGUUCGCAUGAUUCUCCAGUAUUGUAGGGGUUAACUACAGUUUAGCAUGUAACUAUGUAUAGGGUGUCGAUCUUGAUGUAACUUCCACAUGAGGAGAUCUAUUAUUAUGCCCCUCUUCGUGUAUGAAAAGGGUGUUCGGAACCUUGAAGGAACGACCAUUUUCGUCCCGGUAGAAAGAUCUUAAAACACUUCUUUCACUGAUUGGUUUAA
Messenger RNA from Rhododendron vialii, 3500 nucleotides. RefSeq names its product kinesin-like protein KIN-14J. The transcript is spliced from 18 exons. Gene Ontology annotation, biological process: microtubule-based movement. NCBI's taxonomy places the organism in Eukaryota, Viridiplantae, Streptophyta, Magnoliopsida, Ericales, Ericaceae. Gene Ontology annotation, molecular function: microtubule motor activity; ATP binding; microtubule binding. The coding region runs from base 381 to 3155 and encodes 924 amino acids. The record is from RefSeq and is a predicted model, not a curated record.